GACAGAGCAGCCGCCGCUUCCGGCUGGGAGACGGGAAGGAGGGGGAGGGAGGGGCGCCUCCUGCGGGAUCCCGGAGAGAUGGAGCCCCCGGUGAGGAGGGGGAGGGAGGGGGGGAGAAGGACUCUGGGGGGGCAUUGCGGGGGGGUCGAGCCCCCCUGUCCGCGAGGGUCCCCUGUCGCGGCGGCCGGACAGGGGGGCGGGGUAGAAAAGUAGUAUUAUUAAUGUUAUUACUGUGCCCCCAGGGUGGGGGGUGCCUCUGCCCUCCUCGGAGCCCCCCCCCCCCCGGGCCCCGCCAGGGAAGGGCGUCUCCGGGAGACGGGGGGGGCAGGAGGGAAAGCAGCCCCGGGGGUGGGGAAGAAGGACCCCCCAGGAGACUCUACUGGGGGGCAUUGCUGGGGGGGUCAAGCCCCCCUGCCUCUGGCUGGACCUGCCAAGCCAGAGCCAGGGGGAUGGGCAGGGUACAAAUAAAUUAUUAUUAUUAUUAUUAUUAUUACUACUAUGCCCCUGGGGUGGGGAGGGGAGCCCCCAGGGUCGGGGGUGCCUCUGCCCUCCUCGGAGCCCCCCCAGGCCCCGCCAGGGAGGGGCAUCUCCGGGAGACGGGGGGGGGGCAGGAGGGAAAGCAGCCCCGGGGUGGGGAAGAAGGACCCCCCCCCAGGAGACGCUACCGGGGGGCAUUGAUGGGGGGGGCAAGCCCCCCUGCCUCUGGCUGGACCUGCCAAGCCAGAGCCAGGGGGAUGGGCAGGGUAGAAAUAAAUUAUUAUUAUUAUUAUUAUUAUUAUUAUUAUUAUGCCCCUGGGGUGGGGAGGGGGAGCCCCCAAGGGUCGGGGGUGCCUUUGCCCUCCUCGGAGACACCCCCCCGGGACCCGCCAGGGAGGGGCGUCUCCAUUUGGGGCCGCAGAGGGCGGAGGGGGGGAGUGUGAGUGUGUGUGAAGUUUGUACAAACUGAAUGAUGGGGGGGGGGGUUUCCUGCUACAUGCCCCUGGCAGAACUGUCCAGAUUGCGCCAAGACUAGUGAGCUCUUCUUUCCGCCUCUCUUCCCACCCCCACCCCAUGCAGGUCAACCUCUGAUUAAAACCUCUUCUCAUGAGGCAAUAAUCAAUACUUAUAUAUUUAUAGACCUAUUUAUGGACAUUUUAAAGCUGAUUUGCACACGCCCCACUUGCCUGCAGCCCUGACGGGGGCUCACCGUCCCUAACUGUGGCAGGGCCGAAUUUAGUAUAAGCAAAACAAGAUACAGCUUAGGGCCCCACUCUCUUGGGGCCCCCCAAAAAAUUCACUAUUAAUAUACUUCUUCAUUGUGUUUCAAUUUAACAAUUACUUUGAUAAAAGACAUAUUUUGUUAUGUGCAAAUGGCUUUAGAUCCAUAAGUUACCAUAUAGCACAUGGGUAGGCAAACUAAGCUCCAGGGGCCGGAUCCGGCCCAAUCGCCUUCCAAAUCCGGCCUGCGGAUGGUCUGGGAAUCAGCGUGUUUUUACAUGAGCAGAAUAUGUGCUUUUCUUUAAAAUGCAUCUCUGGGUUAUUUGUGGGGCAUAGGAAUUUGUUCAUUCCCCCCCCCCAAAAAAUAUAGUCUGGCCCCCCCACAAGGUCUGAGGGACAGUGGGCCGGCCCCCUGCUGAAAAAGUUUGCUGACCCCUGAUAUAGCAUCUAUUCAACACAAAAAAACUGCAACCAUUUGUUGUGGACAAAGGACAGCUGGACAUAGAAAGGGCCCCAUUCCCUUCAGGAGCUGAGGGCCGCAUCAGAUCUCAAUCUGGCCCUGCCCUGUGGACUUGUGCCAGGCCGCCUGUGAGGUCUCUCCUGCCCCAAGGAAUCCAGAUCCGCCCCCCAGGAGAGCAGGGGCAGGAUCCGAUUCCCAAAUUGGGGAGCGCAAAGUGGGGCCCUCGAGACCCCCCUCGCACUCCCCCCUGGAUGGCUCUGUCAGUUUGUAUUUCUUGGCGCAGAAAGGGUUGAUCUGUUGUGUAGAGAUCUUUCCUAUUCUACUUACUGUACUUUUCCGUUUAUAAGACUAGGUUAUAUUACUUUUUAAAAAAGGUUAAAAGUCCCGGGGCAUCUUAUACACGGAUAGUGCAUAUGCUCAUUUUCUAAAUUCGGGGUCCCCAAAAAUAGCAGGCGUCUUAUACAUAGGGGCAGCUUAGGGAAGCUUUUAAUGUUUGUUGCGUUACAGUGGUACCGGGUUACAUAUGCUUCAGGUUACAUACGCUUCAGGUUACAGACUCUGCUAACCUUGGGUUAAGAACUUUGCUUCAGGAUGAGAACAGAAAUCGUGCUCCAGCGGUGCGGUGGCAGCAGGAGGCCCCAUUAGCUAAAGUGGUGCUUCAGGUUAAGAACGGACCUCAGGAACAAAUUAAGUUCUUAACCAGAGGCACCACUGUACCGUAUUUUAAUAUUUUGCUGGAAGCCCAGAGUGGCUGGGGAAUAAAUAAAUUAUUGUUAUUAUUCUUAUUUUAUUAUUAUACACAGAAAAAUAUUGUAAUUCCAGAGGGUGCUGGAAGCUUCUCGGUUUGAAAGAAGCAGGCAGAAGGUGCCUCAUGUUCCGGGUUAUUCCUUCUGCCUGAAACGGCUUCUCUUCUCUCUUCCCUCAAAGUCCUGCUAUUAUUGCCAGGCCAGGGGGAGCUUGGCCCUCACUCCCACUUUCUCUUUCUUUGUUCUGAUCUUCUGUGCAGAGGAUGCUUAGUGUUAAGGUUUAGUCUUAAUAUAAGUUUAUAAGUUUCCGUAAGUUAGUUUACGUUAAGUCUGCUUCAGGUGGAUUUCUUAUGGACAGGACCAAUCCUGAAUGUAUUGGUUUUGUGACCAUGCUGCUCAUUUGUCUUCAGUAGCAGUAAAGCUCUGCUGGAUGAAAGAAACAUUAGUUGCCUCUGGUCUAUUUUGGGGAAUGUUUAAUUUUUUUCCUCCCCAGAAGAUGCUGGGGCGACAGGGUCUCCUCCUCUUUUAAAGACCCCUCCCCAUGGCCACCACCCCUGCUUCCUGUGGGUGGGAGUUCCACCAUUUAACUCGGCGCUGCAUGAAGAAGAAGAAGCCCUUUCUUUUCUCUGCCCUGAAUCUUCCAACUCUCAACUUUGUGGGAUGCCCACAAAGAGAGAGGGGAGGGAAGAAAAAACACUUUUCCGUAUCCAUCUUCUCCAUGCCGUGCAUCAUUUUAUCAAUUUUAUCUUCCUUUGUGGGUUGUGCAAACAGCUACUCUGAAUAUUGCUUUUUUACAGGGUGAGGGACAUUUUAUAAUGUAUAUAAAACAGAGAUAACAAAGUUGCACGCAACUUAAAAUAACAAUAUCGCAUGUACAGAGUGUUGACUGUAUCAGAUCAACAAAUAAAGUUCCAGGUUUGCCAGGCUUGAAAAGGAUGGUUCUGUUGUCUAUGUCCUGAAAGAGUCCCAAAUCGUAUAAAAAGUGUCGGAAGGUUCCAGGCCUUGUCGAAAUCUCAAAUUACGUGUGUGUCUUUCCAUGAUAGAAAGCUCUCUUCCAGAGUGAGUGGAGCCAAGCAUGCAGUGUGAGACUUGGGGCUGUUUAAGUCAAGUUACUCUGUAAUCUCAAUUUUGGACAGGAGGCAAUAGUUUUCUAAGCAACAUUUAUCAUUUCUGUCAAAAUUGAACCUCAGGAGGGGAGAGAGUUGCUCUUGUGCCGGGAUCCUGCUGGCCGGCCCCCAAGAGAAGAGGAGGCUGAGCUGGAGGAAAAGUCUUCUUUCCCCCGUGUUCCUCUAACACCUCUCUCUCUCUUUUCUAAUACAUUUUAAAUAUUUUUUUAACAUAUUAAUUCCAACAUUCAUACAACAUAACUUCUCAUCCUAUACAAUAUUUUUGGACUUCCAUCAACGCCUCUGAUGGUUUUCCAUUAUUUAUCACAUAUUAUGCAUUUCUUAAUUUCAUAUUACCUUUAAUAUCGUUAACUAAUAAUUCUCCUCAUUGUCUUUUUUGCAAUAUUUCAAAUAGCUCACCUUACAAAACUUCUUGCAAACCUACUAGCAUAAUCUGUUCAUCACAAUUACUUUUCAAAUAGUCUGUAAAUUUACUCCAGUCUUCUGAGAAUCUCUGGUCCCGCAGGUUUUGAAUCCUUCCUGUUAGUUUAUCUAAUUCUGCAUAGUCCAUCAAUUUCAUCCUCCAUUCUUCUUUCAUUGGUAGUUCUUCUUGCUUCCAUUUUUGUGCCAAUAAUAUUCUUGCUGCCUUCGUUGCAUAUAAAAACAACUUACAAUCCUUUCUGUUUAUAUCAUCUUCUACAAUGCCAAGUAAAAAUGCUUCUGGUUUCUUAAUAAAUGUAUAUUUGUCUGUCUCAUUAUAUAUCAUUUCCCUGAGGUUUUUCAUCCUCUGACCUCUCUCUGCCCCACAGACCUUGGGGGACCUGCUCCUGACCCUUUAUGAGAUGGGCUUCACUGAGCGGCAGGUGCGCGAUGCCCUCCGCGCCGGCUGCCUCAGCGCCCCGGAGGCUGCCAAUUGGUGAGUGGCUAGAUGACCUCGAGGGUCCCCUCCAGCCCCCUCCCCUGCCCCGGGGGGAGACAGUUCUGCCGGCUGCGCUCCCGGAGGUGCUCCCCCCUCUCCCCUGACCAGCCCUGAACUCCCUGGCAGCGCAGGCGCUGGGGCUGCUCCUGCUUGACGGCCUCGUCGUCUCCUCCUCUCUUUCCCCAGGUUGCUGCAGGAGAGGCCGGAAGAGUCGCCGCCCGCCCAGAGCAAGCCUCCCAGAGCACUGAAGGACUGCAGGGCGAUGGACGCCUUCAACCCCCCCAGGAAGGUCCAGGAGGCCUCGUCGGGGCCAGCAGCUGCCAGCCUGGGCUGCCCACCCUCAGGUGCAGAAGGGGCUCCCUGUCCGCAGCCUCUCCCCCCCGCAGGGGAGGCCCAGGGAGGCAGCCUGGGUGGGCCUGUUGCAAGUCCCCUUUGGGGUGGGCUUCCAGCACUCUCUAUGCUCUCCCCCCAGGCGCCGGGGCGGAGGUGGCCGCCAAGGACCCCCCCGGGAGAGCGGGCAGCCAGGCUUUUGCUGAGCAGCAGCGGGAGCAGCUGGCGGAGGAGCUGAGGGCCGAGAGGAGGACCAAGCGGCGGGUGAGCCAGCUUUCGGGGGGGGGGGGCGUCCGAAGGUGGAGGGUCCUCAUUGCAGCUGUUGCUGGGGAGGAACCAGCCCUGCCUUCCCGCCUCACGGCUCCCUUCCUUCCUCCCAGGAGCACGAGUUGGCCCUGCAGAGAAUCGCAGACGACCGGCGGCGCAUCCAGGGCAAGGCCCAGCUGGCGCAGGAAGCCCCCCCAUCGGAGAAGAGAGCGCAGCCCCCCAGCGACGGGCAGUGCCUGCUUAGGGUGAGAGGAGCAGCAGCAGCCACGGGGGCCAGGAGGGAAGAGAGGAGGGAAUUGCAAGUCUUGGGUGGGGGGCUCGAUUCAGGGAGGGAGGGUUGUAGCGUUCCCUAAACUAGGAAGGAUUGGACUCUGAUUAAUAGAAUACAUGCGAGACAAGACCAGCAAGACCAGCAAGGGGUGUGUAUAAUAAUAAUUCCUCUUGGCCCAGGUCAUCUUAUUCACAAAAGAACUUUUUACACAGUGUUCGUAAGAACCAAUCAGAUUUCCUCUGCGCAUUUCAAAAAACCCCUCGUGGGACAAAGUCACAUCAGGAGAAAUUCUUUUAACUACAAAGAAACUAUUUCCUACUUGAGCAUGCAUAGUAGUCCAGAGUAAAUAAAAUAGGAAUAAAAGGAGGAAUGCAUUCAGCAAAACCCCAGAGGUCAUAAACAGGAAUAAACAGGAGAGACAGGAUGGCAGGAUUUACCAUCUCCUUGUGAACUCUCUUCCUGGCCCUUAAGAUCUAUCUAAAGAUUAAACAAAGGUCCGUACAGUUAAAGCCAUGGUUUUCCCAGUAGUGAUGUAUGGAAGUGAGAGCUGGACCAUAAAGAAGGCUGAUCGCCGAAGAAUGGAUGCUUUUGAAUUCUGGUGCUGGAGGAGACUCUGGAGAGUCCCAUGGACUGCAAGAAGAUCAAACCUCUCCAUUCUGAAGGAAAUCAGCCCUGAGUGCUCACUGGAAGGACAGAUCCUGAAGCUGAGGCUCCAAGACUUUGGCCACCUCAUGAGAAGAGAAGACUCCCUGGAAAAGACCCUGAGGUUGGGAAAGAUGGAGGGCGCAAGGAGAAGGGGACGACAGAGGACGAGAUGGUUGGACAGUGUUCUCGAAGAGACCAGCAUGAGUUUGACCAAACUGCGGGAGGCAGUGGAAGACAGGAGGGCCUGGCGUGCUCUGGUCCAUGGAGUCACAAAGGGGCGGACAUGACUAAACGACUAAACAACAACAAAAGAUUAAACUACAUCAAAGUAACCUACUAUCUUUAUGUACUGAGGAUGCCUGAUGAAGCAACUGGCCUGUAUUUAGAAUGCUUAUACAUGCCUGUCAUAGAAUCAUAGAAUCAUAGAGUUGGAAGAGACCACAAGGGCCAUCGAGUCCAACCCCCUGCCAAGCAGGAAACACCAUCAGAGCACUCCUGACAUAUGGUUGUCAAGCCUCUGCUUAAAGACCUCCAAAGAAGGAGACUCCACCACACUCCUUGGCAGCAAAUUCCACUGUCAAACAGCUCUUACUGUCAGGAAGUUCUUCCUAAUGUUUAGGUGGAAUCUUCUUUCUUGUCGUUUGGAUCCAUUGCUCCGUGUCCGCUUCUCUGGAGCAGCAGAAAACAACCUUUCUCCCUCCUCUAUGUGACAUCCUUUUAUAUAUUUGAACAUGGCUAUCAUAUCACCCCUUAACCUCCUCUUCUCCAGGCUAAACAUGCCCAGCUCCCUUAGCCGUUCCUCAUAAGGCAUCGUUUCCAGGCCUUUGACCAUUUUGGUUGCCCUCCUCUGGACACGUUCCAGUUUGUCAGUGUCCUUCUUGAACUGUGGUGCCCAGAACUGGACACAGUACUCCAGGUAAGGUCUGACCAGAGCAGAUUACAGUGGCACUAUUACUUCCCUUGAUCUAGAUGCUAUACUCCUAUUGAUGCAGCCCAGAAUUGCAUUGGCUUUUUAGCUGCCGCGUCACACUGUUGGCUCAUGUCAAGUUUGUGGUCAACCAAGACUCCUAGAUCCUUUUCACAUGUACUGCUCUCAAGCCAGGUGUCCCCCAUCUUGUAUUUGUGCCUCUCAUUUUUUUGCCCAAGUGCAAUACUUUACAUUUCUCCCUGUUAAAAUUCAUCUUGUUUGUUUUGGCCCAGUUCUCUAAUCUGUCAAGGUCGUUUUGAAGUGUGAUCCUGUCCUCUGGGGUGUUAGCCACCCCUCCCAGUUUGGUGUCAUCUGCAAAUUUGAUCAGGAUGCCCUUGAGUCCAUCAUCCAAGUCGUUGAUAAAGAUGUUGAAUAAGACCCAAGACAGAACCCUGUGGCACCCCACUAGUCCCUCUUGUCCAGGAUGAAGAGGAACCAUUGAUGAGCACCCUUUGGGUUCGGUCAGUCAGCCAGUUACAAAUCCACUGAGUGGUAGCAUAGUCAAGACCGCAUUUUACCAGCUUCUUUACAAGAAUAUCAUGGGGCACCUUGUCAAAUGCCUUGCUGAAAUCAAGGUAGGCUACAUCCACUGCGUUCCCUUCAUCUACCAGGCUUGUAAUUCUGUCAAAAACGAGAUCAGGUUAGUCUGACAUGACUUAUUUUCCGAAAUCCAUGCUGACUAUUGGUGAUCACAGCAUUCCUUUCUAGGUGCUCACAGACUGUUUGCUUAAUGAUCUGCUCCAGAAUCUUCCCUGGUAUUGAUGUCAGACUGACUGGGCGGUAAUUAUUUGGGUCCUCUCUGUCAGGUGUAGAGAAAGCAAAUGGCAGAGAUGGAGAGGCUUGUGAGAUUUGAUCAGAAACUAUUGUCAAUUAAUCAAACCCAGUCAACGCCAUGCUUUCAUCACGGACACAGUGGCUUCCUCCAUGUUUCAUAAUUCCUCAACGCAAUCCCACCUGAUCCCCACACUCUGGAUAUUUGCAUCCCAACAGAGGGUGUCUGCCUGUUUGCCGGGGUUGGGCUAGAUGACCUUUAGGGGUCCCUUCCAACUCUACAGUUCUGUGAUUCUUGGCUGGGGAGGGGGAGGUCAUUGUGGCCUGAGGAGUGUAAGAGCCAGGCCGGAUCCAAGGCCAGCCAGAUGCCCCUUAGAGGAUGCCUUCAAGCAAUGCCCCGCAGUGGGAGACCCAGCCCAUGGCUGCCCCUCUUCUCCCCACAGAUCCGCCUCCCCUCGGGGGACUCCGUGCGCCAGAGCUUCCCGUCCGCCUCCCCACUGGAGGCCGUCCGCCUGCGCCUCCUGGAGCUUCACCCGCAGCUGCCGCCCGCCUUCUCCCUCCUGCAGGGCUUCCCCAAGCGCCACUUUGGGCCGGCCGACCUGCCCCGCUCCCUGGGGGACCUGGGCCUGGCCCCCAGCGCCACCCUCUGCGUGGUGGGGCCGCCGGCACCCCAGGCCCCGGCCUCCGAGGGGGUGGCGGGGCCUGAGUCCCCACUGCAGACCCCACAGGAGGAGGAGGAGGAGCAGGAAGAAGAGGAAGAGGAGGAGGAGGAAGACGAGGAUGAAGAAGAAGAGGAGGAGGAGGAGGAGGGGAUGGCAGGGCCUGGUCUCCCCACCCCAGAGGGGAGAGGCCUCUUUGCUCAGGGCGCCCACCUGCCUUCGGUCCUCCGCUCUCCGGCGCAGAGGGUGACUCCGGGGGACUUUGCGGGGCUGCACGGCCACGGGGAACUGGCCUUCCCUGAGCCCCACCGCUGGGGUAAGUAUUCAGGAAGGGGCCUUUUGCUGUAAUAAUAAUAAUAAUAAUAAUAAUAAUUUAUUAUUUGUACCCUGCCCAUCUGGCUGAGUCUCCCCAGCCACUCUGGGCGGCUUCCAACAAAGAUUAAAAAUACAUAAAAAUGUCACACAUUAAAAAAGUUCCCUGAACUUCAGAUGUCUGCCUUCAGAUGUCUUCUAAAUGUAGUUGUUGAUCUCUUUGACAUCUGAUUUGAGGGCGUUCCACAGGGCGGGCGCCACCACCCCUGUAUGCCUCCAAGCUGCUCUGCUCUGCAUCUGCCCGCUGAGCUCCCCUGGGUGUCGGCCAGGGAGCCCCUGUCCCCCAUCCCUCCCUGGGGAUGCCCUGGGGGUCUGCACCUGCCAAGCAGGGGCUCCGUCGCUCAGCCCCAGCCCCUGUUCUCCUAGGAAUGAACGUUGUUCUAGUCCAGGUCAGGGGACAUGUCAGAAGACGAGUAAGUCAGGCUCAAUACUGGCUGCACAGGCUGGCAGCAGAGGCUCUCUUCAGGGUGUCGUCGUGGCGUUUAACUGAAGAGGAGAACAGCAACUGGCUGUGCCCCCUCAAGUAGAAAAGGCCAGAGGAAGGCGAAACAAAAUGCUCUCUCUGUCCCCCUGCAGGGAGGGGCCACAGGAUGGACGUGGAGGAGCCCAUGGAGCAGGAGUCCUCGGCGGCCCUGAGGGAAGGAGAGGCUUCCGGGGGCCGGAGGCCGCCUCUGCCAGGUCGGCACCAGGGGCAGGAAGGGGGAAGGCCAGUGCCAGGAGGGAGGAGGCUCCAAGAUCUGGCCUGCCUGAGUCACUGUAGAAUUGGGAGGGACCCCUGAAGGUCAUCCAGCCCAACCCACUGCAAGGCAGGAAUCUCAUGGUGGAGCCUCUGCUUAGAAACCUCCAAGGAAGGAGAGGCAGCAGUGCACCCUCCUCUCCUGGCCCCAAUUAACGUCAUUACAAUGGGGAGAAUGUGAAUUGGGGGGGGGGGUUCCUAAACACUUCCUUGAGUAUCAGCACCGCAAACGAAAACCCUGGCUGGUGGGGAACAGGGUGGGGUGGGGGCGAGGAAGCCAAGAUGGGGGGGUCCCCUGAUUUGCGGGGAAAGUGGGUCUACUCUUGAGGAGGGAGAUCCCUCGCUAGGGUCGGGAGGCACUUCUGGAGAGCAGAAAGAAGGGCAGGGCGAAGGCCAGAAGGGGGGUGGGGUGGGGGCGAGGAAAGAACCUUGAUCCUAAGUUGGGGGGGUCUUCUUUCUGUUUGAAGGCUCCUUGUCUUUUGGGGAACGCGCUCAGGGCCUCCUGGGGUCUCGGCACCAGUGGCCGGCGGAGGGCAACCUUUUGAGGUAGGGGCCUUGCCCAGCCUGGGCUAUAUGGGGGCGCUUGUUUUGUAGGGGGCGGGGGAAGGCCGGCUGGGAACAUGGGGGGGCGGGAAGCAAAGCGAAUGGGGGCGCCUGGGGGUCUUCAUCGCCUGUCUCUUUCUGCCCCCAGGACGGCCGACGGAAGCCGAGCCGAAGCGCCCGCCCUCCCUCUGGCCGUGGCCCAGGCGGCCGAGUUGCGCCUGCAGCGGGUGAAUGCGCAGGGCCCCGAAGGCGAGGAGAAGGCCUCUCUGGCCGCCACGUCCCCCCCAGGCCGCGCGGCCCCCGCAGUGCCCCCGCUCUUCCAGCUGUCCCUGCGAGGGGCCACAGCCCUCCUCACAGGUAGAGGGUUCUCACCGCAGCUUCCUCCUUCCUGCUGCUGCUUAAUAUCAUUUCGAUUUACCAUAUUUUUCGCUCCAUAAGACGCACCUAGUUUUUAGAGGAGGAAAACAAGAAAAAAAUAUUCUGAACGAAACUGUGGAUGUAUGAUUUUUGUGGUUCAUGCUGUGGCCACAGACAUGAUAUGUGAUUUGACGGGGAGUUUGGGGUAGCCCAAUGCAAAAAUCCUGAGGAUCCAUGUGGAUCCCUGCUUUGUAACCACGUUUUUGAGCCGUUGCGGCCCCACGAAACAGUGGGUGCGUGAUUUUUUGGUGCCGUCUGUAGCCAUGGACAUGCUAUGUGAUCUGAUGGUGAAUUUGGGGCGACCCAGUGCAAAAAUCCUGAGGAUCCAUGUGCUUUUACCUCCCCUGUCCCAGGCAGCAUCUAGCUUCCCUUAUCUCUCUCCCGAUCCCACCGAUCAGCUGCUUCCUUUCAACACUCCCUUCCCUCUUGUUUGCCUUAGUGUCUUUUCCUUAGCUGGAGCAGUUUUUUGCUCCUCCUUUUCUUCUACAGUGGUGCCUCGCAAGACGAAAUUAAUCCGUUCCGCGAGAGUCUUCGUCUAGCGGUUUUUGCGAAGCAACCCUAUUAGCGGCUUAACGGAUUAGCGCUAUUAGCGGUUUAGCGGCUAUUAAAGGCUUAAAGGCUUAGCGGAUUAGCUGCUAAAAGGCUAUUAAAGGCUAUUAAAGGCUUAGCAGAUUAGAUAAAGGGGGGGGGAAGCGAAAAAAAAACCUCAAGACUCGCAAGACAUUUUCGUCUUGCGAAGCAAGCCCAUAGGGAAAUUCGUCCUGCGAAGCAACUCAAAAACGGAAAACCCUUUCGUCUAGCGGGUUUUCCGUCUUGCGAGGCAUUCGUCUUGCGGGGCACCACUGUAAUUUCUCUCCUCAUUGCUUUAAUCUUUAAUCCUGUCUCCUCUCCUUGCAAGUUCACUGUUUUUACCUCCCCCCUCCCUCCCGAUCACUUGCUGAUCAGCUGCUCAGCGGCUUUGUUUCAACACCCCCUUCCCUCUUUCUAAAAAAACCCCCAUAAUCUGCUUUUUGCUCCUGGGUGGUUCGGCUCCAGGGACCACGCAUUCGCUCCAUAAGACGCACAGACAUUUCCCCUUACUUUUUAGGAGGAAAAAAGUGCAUCUUAUGGAGUGGAAAAUAGGGUAUAUACCUAUCUUAACCCAAAGGUCCCAGGGCCAUGUGCAACAUUCAGAGCAUGAUAUUGCACAGGUUAAGCCCCUGCAAGACAGGGGUCUCCGGCCACAGAGGAUUUAAUGGCCAGAAGUCUGGGAGAAGAGGAAUGCGCCUAGAGGUGUCUCAUGAAGGCGCCAGGCGAGCCUCUCUGGGGAGAGCAGGGCACAUGCCUUUGUCUUCAAAGGCAAGGGAUGAGGAGGAGGAGAAGGAAAAGUUCUGGGAAACUCCAGCUGCUUAAAGCACCUUCACUGGCUUCCCAUCUCCUCCCAAAGUCCUCAUAAGGGUUUACAAAACCCUAAAGAACUUGGGUCUGGGGCACCUCAGGGACCCCCUGAACCCUUAGAAUAUGGCAGCUGUGUCACAGAGAUCGUUGGUCCUUCUCCGGGGCUCAUUGGACAACAACGAGAAACCGAGCCGUUAGUAUCAUCCACCCAGUCCUGUGGAACUCUCUGCCACUGGAGAUCCAGUGGGCGCCUUCUGCGCCAACUUUUGAACACCUGCUGAAAACGUUUCAGUUAAGAAGACCUCCUUCCACAAUCAUUAAUGGAGGCUUGCUUUUAGCUCUCUUGCUUUUAUUAUGCUCCUAGUCUGUGAUUUUGUUGUUGUUCUGUAGUUCGAAAGCCCUCUCCGGCAGGGGUUGGCAAGGUUUACCAGCCGUGGGCUGGAUCACUCCCACGGAGAUUGUCUGUGGGCCGGACUGGCGCAGUGCAAUGCCAGAAAACACGUCUGCACAUGUCCGUGGUGCCGGAAAUCACUUCUGUGCAUGCCCAGACACCAAAAAUUGCCCCUACGCAGAAGUGAUUUCUGGCUUCUGGACCUGCACAGACGUGAUCUCCAGUAUCUGCGCAUGUGCAGAUGCGAUUUCUGGCGCCGCUUGGGGAGUCCCCGCACCAUGCUGUGCCGGUUUAGUGCAGUGUGCGGGGGACUCGCCAAGAGGCAGCUGCGUUCAGGGUCGGUAAAAUGGUCUUUGUGGGCUGCAUCUGUCCCAUGGGCUGCACGUUGCCGACCCCUGCUCUACGGCUUCUGUCUAGGCUAUCUGGAAGACGCAUCUUCCCCAGAAGAACCCCCCUGGCUCUCUAGGUCCCCCCCCCCCACUCCCAGGCCCCUUGCUGGGGCAGGCAGGAUGGGCCUUUCUGGUGGGGGCUGCUCCCUGGCAACUUUGGAACUCCCUGCCUGGAGAAGCCUCCCUCCUCGCUGUCCUGCUUUUCCUGACUUUUUCAAAAAGGAAAAUGGGUAUCCAGUGGUGCUGUGCUGUUUUUACUCUCUGCCCUUUAAUAGAUUUCCUGUUUUAGCUUGAUUAGAGUUCAGUUCCUUUCUGAUGGUGAUCUUUUUUGGCUUCCUCUGUGGUGUGGUUUUCCUUUGGGUGAGCUGCCUGGGCUCCCCGCUCUGCGGGGGGGGGGAGGCGGGAUCCGAACUCAGGUCUCCAACGUUUCCGUCCGCAGCGCCCAGCAAGCAGUACUGCAGCAGCCUGGCCUCGGUGACGCCGGUGCUGGCGGAGCACCUCCUGGGGCACCUGGGGCAGCAAGGCCUCCUCAGCCCCCGCAGCCUCAAGCUCUUCUUCGGCUGCCCCCUCCAGAAGCUGCGCCUCGACUGCUACCCCUACGCCACCAACCAGCUCCUGGCCCAGCUGCGGGCCUUUCCCAGCCUCCGCCACCUCAGCCUCCUCGCCUGCUCCGUCAUCACCGGUGAGCGGGGCGGGGGCGGGAUGGGCAGAGGGGCCCCCAGAGGUCAUCCAGCCCAGCCCCCUGCAGUGCGGGAUCUCAGCUAAAGCAGCACAGAAUGGUGGGGCUGGAAGGGGCCCCCAGGGGUCAUCCAGCCCAGCCCCCCGCAGUGCAGGAACUCAGCUAAAGCAGCACAGAAUGGUGGGGCUGGAAGGGGCCCCCAGGGGUCAUCCAGCCCAGCCCCUGCAAGGCAGGAUCUCAGCUAAAGAAGCACAGAAUGGUGGAGCUGGAAGGGGUCCCCAGGGGUCAUCCAGCCCAGCCCCUGCAAGGCAGGAUCUCAGCUAAAGAAGCAUAGAAUGGUGGAGCUGAAAGGGGCCCCCAGAGGUCAUCCAGCCCAGCCCCUGCAAGGCAGGAUCUCAGCUAAAGAAGCAUAGAAUGGUGGAGCUGGAAGGGGCCCCCAGAGGUCAUCCAUCCCAGCCCCCCGCAAUGCAGGAUCAGAGCUGAAGCAUUGCUGACCGAGGGGGGGCAGAGAGGGUCUGGGCAGGAGGCUGCUCCACGGGACCUGAGAGCUUAGCUGUGGGAGGGGGCGGGUUCUGUGCUCUCAGCCCCCUGAGCUGACCCUCUUCCCCCAUUUCUCCCCCCCCCCCCCAGACCAGGGCAUCUCUGUGGUCCAGCACCUGCCCCGCCUGCAGCAGCUCAACCUCUCGGCCUGCGUGAAGCUCACUGACAACUGCCUGCAGUUUCUGAAGGGUACGUCACGGACACACACACCCCGUCCUGCUCUUUUGGCUUCUUCCUCUCCGCCUGCAGGAUCAGGCCCAUGAGAGCCUGCAGGAUCAGGCCCAUGGCCCACCUAGUCCAGCCUCCUCCCCCCCCCCGCAGCCCCCAGCAAUGGGGAUUCAGAAGCAUCGCGGCCUCUGACUGCGGAGGCAGAGCCCGGGGCUUCUCCAGGAAUUUAUGUUCUGUUAAAGAAAUCAUAUUCUGUAUUAGUUUUCAAUUACAGUCCAAUAAUAACCUCAUUAUAACAAUGCCAAAUUACAAUGCAAUGACUAAUACCAAUCAUUCAGGUACCAAGUUAUAUAAUUGAGGUGCCCCCCCCCCCAAGUGUGCUAGAAUCGAUGGUUUGGUGAUUGACUUUAUUUCUGCAUUCCAAAAUCAUAGUAAUUUCAAUUACACUCCAGUCUAGAUAACGAUCCCUUAUCCAACAACUGCAAUAUUAACAACCUCCCUUCGUAUUGACACAUGAAAUGAUGUAUAAAGUUACAAGCGAGGCACUCAAACUAUAUUCUUAUUCUUCCCGUGUGUGGCAGUUAUUCUUUCCCUGAUAUUUCUUCCUGUCCUUGUAGAACGGUACGUCUGUAUUUUCCCAGUUGUUGCUGUCCUCCAUCACGCUUUGGGCGGAGCUAAUAUCCCAUUGUAGUUUCAGAAAUUCUCCAUUGCUCUGUCCUGGGCUUCAUUGUUUUGCAACUUUUAACAGCAACUGCAAAAAUCACUCCUUCCCAAUAAAAAGCCUUGUAGAGACUAUUUUCCCUCUCUGCCUGGCAAGGAGAGCGGUACGUCAAACUGCAGAUGACUCAAUAAUGAACCUUAUCAGUUCCUUGGCAAGUUUUCAGGCUCCUUCCAUCCUUCCGUCCGACUGAAGAUAAAUGAGCAGUUAUACUCCCAAUUAAAUUAAAUUCCAACUCCAUAGAUAAUAAAGGAUGGGAAGUUUCCAUCGUAAACCUUUUGCAAAAUAGAGCUUUCCUCCCUUUUUCCUUUUCUUUUUAACACACACCGUUCCAUUUGAUGUUAUAUUCCAUACCUUCAAUCCAGUUUCAUCCCUCCUUACCUGUACAUAUAUAAUUUGAGUUAGCAUUCAUCUCCGUGAAUUUAUCUCAUCCUCUUCAAAUGCCACCCAAGUUCCUGUCUAUUCCAGCCUCCGGUGGGAGGGAGUUCCACAGUUUAAUCCUGCGCUGCAAGAAGGAGGAGUUGCUUUUAGCUCUCCCCAUGAAAGGAGGGGCCUCUCGCCCUUAGGCUUUUGUUUUGCACCUGCAUUUAUGUAUUAAAUUUGUAUACUGCCCCCUUGACCCGUAGAUCUCAGCAUAAAAUUACAGUUCUGCUUUAUUAACUUACUGAUCACAGAAUAAGAUUUUGGCUUUAAUUGUGACACUUAGCUUUAUUUUUCACUUGUCACUUUUAAGGCAGUGUUUUAUAGAACGUAAUUGUUUCACUGAUGAAUAUAUGAUUUAAGCUGCAUUUGUGACGCUCUAUUACGCUCUGUCGAGCCGUUAUUAUUACUGAUUCUUUGCAAGGCGCUGUGGGAAUAAUUUGAAUGAGAAAUGGCAGAGAAAUCUAUGCUGUGAAGUGGCCUGAGAGCUACGGGGUAGAGGAUUGGAUACAAAUUUAAUACAAUAACUAAAUAAAUAGGAUUUUUUUUCAAAAAAAAUAUUUUAUUAAGAAUAUUACAGUGAGUUAAAUAAGAGAAAAAAGAAAAAUAAUACCUAAAAACAUUCUAAAAGGCAGAGGAAAGUAACAACAUGACAAUAAAAUAUAAUUAAGGUGACAGAACUAUAAUUGGUAUCAUCAUAAAUAUAAGUAAAUUCUAAUAUAUAUGUAAACAGUUGAGCUUGUUGUUUCCCUCAAGUAUACAUCAAUUCAUUGGUCACUGUGUUUUUCAUAAAUACGUUCCAAAUAUCAUUAAUUUUGUCCAUUCGAUAAUCUUUGGUCCGUGUCGCUGGGUUUUCUGUGCCCGGCAAAAAGAUUGGCAUGGAUGCCUUGGAAGGACGAGGCCCAUUUGAAUCGAUGGAGAAAUGAAUGGGCGUGUGAUGGAUCCGGCCCCUGCUUUCCCCGCAGGGCUCCCCCAGCUGUCUCACCUGGCGCUGGACCAGACGCACGUGACGGAUCGGGGCCUGGGCGAGUUCCUGCUCUCGGCGCCCCCCUCCCUCGCCCACCUGAGCCUCAACCAGACGGGCAUCACGGACGGCACCCUCAGCUUGCUGCCCCAGUGCGCCCCCCAGCUCUGCACCCUCAGCAUCAAGCAGACGGUCGUAAGUGGCCCCCGCAGCCUGGAAAAGGGCCUUCUCCCGGGGGGGGGGAGCAUGGGACGGGUGCAGCCGGCUGGCACCUGGGGGUGGGGGUCCUCUCUUGGUCCUGUGUGUGAUGGGGGGGCUUUCCCAACCACGCCAGUGUGAUGUAGAGCGUUGGGCCCGGGAGACCCGAGUUCAAUUUCCCCCUCCACCGUGACGCUCGUGGGAAGACCUUGGAAGCCGCCUCAAGCUCCUCGGGGUUUAAGCGCAGUGAAAUAUUGCCCUUUUAAAAUGUGCUUUUUUGGGGGGGUAUUGGGUUGUUCUUUUAUUUUUAUUCAGCAUUUUGUGGUUUUAUGUCUUGAUUUUGUUCUGUGAGCCGCCCUGAGACCCCUGGGUAUAGGAAUAUAUAUAAAUUAAAUUCAUCAUCAUCAUCAUCAUCAUCAUUCAACCGGCCGCAUUGUGUUGCUUCCGCAGGUGACGGACGUUUCAGCCCUGCGGCGCCUGGAGGGUCUGCAGACGCUCCAUCUGGACGGGACCCCGGUGAGCGAGGCCUCCCUGCGGGCGCUCUCCUCGCACCCGGCACUCUCCACCCUGACGCUCUCGGGGGUCCAGUCGGUGGACGGCAACACGGCCCUGGAGCUGGUCUCAGGUGCGGUGUGGGGCGGGGGCUGGCUGUGCCCCUCAGGCCUUUGGGAAAGGCCCCUUUGUCUCUUUGCCCGUGGGUGCUGUUCCCACCCGGGGAAGCACAGCCCAAGACGCUUUGCCAGCAGAGGCUGGAGAGGCGAUUUGGGCACCAGGAGGGGGCGGGGGGUGUUGCUGUGGGUACACAGAAGACGCCCCCUUGCCAACAGAUCCCCCCAUAACAGCUUCCUCUGGGCAACAAGGGCGCAUUAGAAUCACCGACUUCUAGACUUGGAAGGGACCCCCAACGGUCAUCUAGACCAACCCGGAAUGAAAUGCAAGAUAGGAAGUAGGAGCACGGAGCUUCGCUGGCAGCUGAGGCAGGACGUGUGGCUUACUAUUAACAUUGGUUUAUAACUGGAAUUAUUACUGUUAACGUUUUGCUCGCCCUGAGGUCCCAGGCUGCAACAAUUGAAAAUGCAGUCAAACCUCGGUUGUCCAACGUAAUCCGUUCCGGAAGCCCGUUCGGUUUCUGAAACGUUCGACAACCGAAGCGCGGCUUCCAACUGGUUGCAAGAGCUUCCUGCGCUCAAGCGGAAGCCGCAUCCGACGUUCAGCUUCCGAAAACUGGAGUGUUUGCUUUCGGGUUUUCAGUGUUUGGUAGCCGAAAGGUUUGGAAACGGAACGGAGGUUUGACUGUGCAAGACUGAAAAAGCAUGUUAAGCCACCUUAGCUGGGACCUGGAAAGCUGCCUCCCCAAGCCCAGCCCCAGUUUGGGGACUCUGCCCCAAAGCUCCCCUGCAGCCCAACUCUCAGGCACUCGCCUGGGGCAAGCAGCCGUGUCCUCCAGGCGAGCAGCCCUGCCGAAAAGGAGCCUGUGCUGCAGAGGCCACGAACAGAGCCAGGAGCGGCCCCUGGCACCCUCUCCGGUUCUGGCUUCCCUGGCCACCUUGUCCGGGAGUCUGUGUUGGAGCGGUGGCCCCCACGUCCCCCGAGGUUGGGGGGAGCUGCGCUGGGGUUCCCGGCUGGCUUGGAGGCGCUUCCACGUGGCAACCCACCCCUCGGGGCUCUUUCUUCAGGUCUGCCCGCCCUCUCUCAGCUGGCCUUGCCCAGCCGCCACACGGUCACUGACGCUGGCCUGGCCGCCCUCUGCCGCCUGGCCGGGCUCCUGGAGCUGGACCUGACGGACUACAGCCACAUCACUGACCAGGGGCUACAGCACCUGCCCCGGCUGAGCAGGUGAGGAAUGGGCGCACGGAUCCUGCCCCCCCCCCAGCAAGGCCGGGCUCUGCACUCCAGCCCCCUUCAUAGCAGGCCUUGCUCCCUGGGCAGCGGUCCAAGCUGUGGGGUUGGGGAUAGAUCCUGGGAGAUUUCUUAGAGAUUACCCUUUCUGCCUCACGUUAGGGAGUUCAGCAGAGGGUCUCCUUUUGCAGCUUAAAAAAGGAAGCUUUAUUGGCUAGUGUUAGUUGUUAAUAUUAAUAAUAUUAUCAUUAUUAGAGGUCUGCUCUGGUCAGACCUCACCUGGAGUACUGUGUCCAGUUCUGGGCACCACAGAUCAAGAAGGACACUGACAAACUGGAACGUGUCCAGAGGAGGGCAACCAAAAUGGUCAAAGGCCUGGAAACGAUGCCUUAUGAGGAACGGCUAAGGGAGCUGGGCAUGUUUAGCCUGGAGAAGAGGAGGUUAAGGGGUGAUAUGAUAGCCAUGUUCAAAUAUAUAAAAGGAUGUCACAUAGAGGAGGGAGAAAGGUUGUUUUCUGCUGCUCCAGAGAAGCGGACACGGAGCAAUGGAUCCAAACGACAAGAAAGAAGAUUCCACCUCAACAUUAGGAAGAACUUCCUGACAGUAAGAACUGUUGGACAGUGGAAUUUGCUGCCAAGGAGUGUGGUGGAGUCUCCUUCUUUGGAGGUCUUUAAGCAGAGGCUUGACAACCAUAUGUCAGGAGUGCUCUGAUGGUGUUUCCUGCUUGGCAGGGGGUUGGACUCGAUGGCCCUUGUGGUCUCUUCCAACUCUAUGAUUCUAUGAUCAUUAUGGGGUUUUGUUUUGUUUUGUUUUUUAAAUGAUAUUUAUUAAAGUUUCAAUAAAAAAUUAAACAUAAAGCAUAAAAAAGAAAUACACAAUUAAAGUUUCAGUAAAAGAUUAAACAUAAAGCAUAAAAAAGAGAUACACAAUUCAAAAUAUACAAUACAUAAUCUAAAAGAAAAAAAGAAAAUCAAGAAACACUCAUUAAUAUAUGAUUUAAGCUGCAUUUGUGACGCUCUGUUACACUCUGCCGUGUCGUCAUUAUUCCUGAUUCUUCGCAAGCCAAUGUGGGAAUAAUUUGAUUGAGAAAUGGCAGAGACAUUUAUGUUGUGAACCGCCCUGAGAUCUACGAGGUAUAGGACAGUAUACAAAUUAAAUUAAAUUAGGUUUUUUAAAAAAAUAUUAUUUUAUUAAGAGUAUUACAGUCAGUUAAAUAAGAGAAAAAGAAAAAGAAUACCUAAUAAUAGUUUAUAAUUUAUUAUUUAUACCCUGCCCAUCUGGCUGGGUUUCCCCAGCCACUCUUGGCAGCUUCCAACAAAUUAGUAAAAUACAAUAGUCCUUCAGAUAUUAAAAAACUUCCCCAAACAGGGCUGCCUUCAGAUGUCUUCAGAAAAUCAGAUAGUUGUUUAUUUCCUUGACAUCUGAUGGGAGGGAGCCACCACUGAGAAGGCCCUCUGCCUGGUUCCCUGUAACCUCACUUCUCACAGUAAGGGAACCACCAGAAGGCCCUCAGUGCUGGACCUCAGUGUCCGGCAGAACGAUCUGGGCUGUGGGGUCCAGAGGCCGUCUUUGGCCACGAGACUGGGGGGUCCGAUUGCCCGACCUGAGGCUCUUCCGCUGUUCUUGCAGGCUGCGCCGCCUGUCUCUCUGCAACACGCUGGCCACGGACCUGGGCCUGCGCCACGUCCAGGGGCUGCCGCUUCUGGAGGAGCUGUGCUUGGACCGCCUCAACGUCUCCAGCGCAGGGGUGGCGCGCUGCAUCGUCACUCUGCCCCACCUGCAGGUACGGCCGGGAAGGGAGCUGUGCCAAGGGGGGGCUCAGCCGCUUCUGCCCCUGGGGGAGCAGCAGGCGCUGGGAAAGGGCUCCUUCCCUCCUCCAAGCUCCUCUCUUUGGGCGGCUGCAGAGACACAGAGAGGGAGAGCCCUGGGGCGGGGCAGGCAUGAGAGCCCCAGGGGCCCUGCCCCCCCCCCACUUUAUCAUCUUCCUCCCCCCCCCCAGGUGCUGAGUCUUGCCAGCACGCCGGUCGGAGACACAGUGGCGCGCCUGGGCAUCUCCCGCUGCAAGCAGCUGCUCAAGGUGAACCUGAGUCGCACCCGCCUGACGGACCGAGGUGAGUCCUGGCCCCCCAAGGCUUUUCUGGCCCUCAGCACCCCCUGGCCAGAAGCGGCGUCCAGAGCAGCAGUUUGCACAGCCCACUAAGAGAGAUGAAACGCGGCAACAUUCGAAACCGCAACGGCUGAUUGCACAUUCACUCAAAAUCCGAUUAAAGCCCUUUAGUUCCAUUAAUUAAUUUGGCAAAGGAGAUGAGCUUGAUCUGGAGAUACCGGCUCUCCAAAGCCUCCCAGCCGUUGGCAUCUCCAGGGCUCCCCCCCCCCCCGCCUGUUCACUUUGGGGGACGCCACUAGAGAACAGCUUGGCAGGGGGCUGGCCUGCGGUGCCAGUGCCGGCACAGAGAUGGGAAGCAGAGGACACCCCCCAUUCUCUGUGGGGGGGUGUGGAAAAUAGAACCAGAAUGAUAAGAGUUGGAAAGGGACCCCCAAGGGUCAUCCAGCCCAACCCAUGGCAAUGUCAGCGUCCCUGACAGCUCUGCUGAAAAACCUCCAACAAAGCAGAACCCACUGCUUUUCCAGCUGCACUGGCUCCCGUUGGAGUCCAGGGUCAGAUUUAAGGUGCUGGUUUUGACCUUUAAAGCCCUUCACGGCCCAGGACCCUUGUACCUACGGGACCGCCUCUCCCGGUCUGCCCCACGGAGAGCCUCAAGGUCCAUAAAUAGCAACACCCUAGUGGUCCCGGGCCCUAAGGAAGUUAGAUUAGCCCAACCAGAGCCAGGGCCUUUUCAACACUGGCCCCGGCCUGGUGGAACGCUCUGCCUCAUGAGACCCGGGCCCUGCGGGAUCUGAUUUCUUUCCGCAGGGCCUGUAAGACAGAGUUGUUCCGCCUGGCCUUUGCCUUGGAAUCAACUUGAUCCCCUCCUCCUCUUUCCUUUUUCAUUUCUCCUUCUGUGACGGAACUCCUAUUUGGGGACUUCCCUGGCUUUUUUUCUGGCCCAUGUAGGACCAGUCUGGAUAGUUGGCCUUGGUGAAGAUUUGACAUUUUCAUCCCCCAAAAAACGUUUCUGAUUUGAGUUUCCAUUGAAAUUAGGCUGCAUUUUAAUGUUUUAAUGCUGUAUUUUAAUCUUGUUUUUAAGUUGUAUUUCGAUCAAUUUUUUUUUAUAUUGGGUGUUAGCCACCCUGAGCCCGGUCUUGGCUGGGGAGGGUGGGUUAUAAAUAAAAAUUAUUAUUAUUAUUAUUAUUGCCGGGAGGGUUGAACAGAUGACUCUUGGGAUCCCUUCCAACUCUACCGUUCUGUGAUUCUAUGAUUCCAAGGCUCUUUCUGCCCUUAGUCCUCCCUGGGGGGCACAGGCCAGGACAGGGUGGAGAGUUUGCGGCAGGAAGAGUCUGUCUUGCCCGGCUCCUGCCCAGCUGCCUUUUGCCCCCUCCGCUCUCUCCGCAGGGCUCCGCUUCCUGCGCCACGUGCCCCUGCUGCAGCUCAACCUGGACGGCUCCGGCGUGACCUCCGAGGGGGUGUCUGCCCUCCUGGCCGCCUGCCCCGCCCUCAGCAGCGUCCGUGCCAGCCACCUGCGCACCUUGCCCUCAGAGGACGUCUCGGAUGAAGAAGGAGAAGGACCCGGCUAGGCCAGCAAGGCCUCCUCCUCCCCCCCGGCCCCUCCCUCGACGCAUGGCGCACUUUCUUCUGCCCCCCCCCCCACUUCUCUUCCCGCGUCUCUGAGGGUUUGGCGGGGUCGGGCUCCCUGCAGGGCUGGACUUUCCGCCUCGGAGUCGCCCACGUUCUCAGCGCCCUCGUCAUCACCGCACCAGGUCCGCUGGGAAGCCUGCCUCCGCGGACGAGGCUUGUCCUUCACUCGUCUUCCAGUCUCCAGCCUGACUUCUUGUUUCCCUCACCUGUAGCUGCACGAUGGGUGUUUCUUUCCUUUUUUAAAAGAAGAAGAAAUCCAUUUUGAAAGCCCCAGGCUCUUAAUUCCUGGGGGACGCAGAGAAGGAGGAGGGAAGGGGGAGCAGAGGGCCUGGGAUGGAGGAGGCCGGGACCCCCAUUUCUGAAGAUGCCUGACGCAAACGGUGCAGUCCUCCCCCACCCCCAGCAGAGGCCCAGAGGAGUCCUGGGGGGCAGGGGGGGCACCAAAUGGGACGCAGAACUCCUGAAAAAACUUCUCUGCAGCUUGUGCCUUAACAAUUUCCAAUAAAAAAACAUUGACGGGUCUCCUGA
Podarcis lilfordi (Lilford's wall lizard) is the source of this 22353-nucleotide messenger RNA. NCBI's taxonomy places the organism in Eukaryota, Metazoa, Chordata, Lepidosauria, Squamata, Lacertidae. The record is from the annotation of a GenBank genome assembly.